Messenger RNA from Syngnathoides biaculeatus (alligator pipefish), 6205 nucleotides. RefSeq names its product transcription activation suppressor a (gene tasora). NCBI's taxonomy places the organism in Eukaryota, Metazoa, Chordata, Actinopteri, Syngnathiformes, Syngnathidae. Gene Ontology annotation, molecular function: chromatin binding. Bases 492 to 5822 code for a protein of 1776 amino acids. The transcript has 28 exons. Gene Ontology annotation, cellular component: nucleoplasm; heterochromatin. Gene Ontology annotation, biological process: negative regulation of gene expression, epigenetic; protein localization to heterochromatin. The record is from RefSeq and is a predicted model, not a curated record.
UGAUUUUUUUUUACGGGGAAUUUGUUAACAUUGAAAAGUUAAACUGAAAUACAGUUAUUGAAAAUCUGAUCACUUUCAAAUAACAAUGUGAAUUUUACAACAUCAAAUUGACAGUGCCGUUUUUAAUUCAAAUCCUGGCUGCACAUAUUUACUUCCAAAAAUUUGAAGGUGAGAUCAAAAAGACUCAACAAAAAGCAGGAAGGUGACAAAACCAAAGGAACUGGUCCAAGGAAAGAACAGAAGCCAUCUCUCCCUCCCCAUCACUGUUGUUGUACCUUUUGGACACAAUCAAUAGGGGGCAGCAAAAUAUCAUUCCGCACGCAGGAUGCGAGUCAACCUCAGCGAAGAAGAUGCAGACGGCGGAAACAUGGCGUCCGCUGUGUUUGGGAUCAUGGGACUGUUACAUUAACGCGCAUCCCAGCGAGAAGACGAGAAAAGCGGCGGCGCCGUGCUGACGGCUGACCGAGAGGACGAGGACCGGGCCCGGAGCGAUGGAGUACAGCGUGGCGCGGAGGGUACCGUGCCCGCCGCCGAGGAGGAUGUCCUCGGAAUUCGGCGGAGCGAGAAGUGUUAGCUUGCAAGAUGGCGAGGGCGGGAGUUCGCUCCUUCCUACCCUUGGAGAGGCUCUUCCAGGUGGUCACCGUGGCCCGGGAGCACCGGCGCCUGCCCGGAGGUCGUCGCUGGUCGUCCACCAGAGGCACAUGCCGAAGGAGCCCGCGAAGUUUCACAUCCCCAGGAAGGAAAAGAAAGCUCUGCUGAAGCCCAUCUCCAGCGAGUCCCGGGAGUACGAGGGCGUGAUGAGCAUCCUGACGGCCAGCUACGUGGACGCGGCCUCGGCCGGCUGCUUCACGUACAGCUGCCCCCGGCUGGUCCACAGCGAGCAGCUGGAGAAAGAGUUUGUGGAGAAGAGGAGGGAGAUGAAGGCGGAGGGCAGGACGGAAAAAGAGCUGGAGGAGAGUCACUGCUUCCUCUUGACCGAAGAUGCCAAGGUGCCGUGGCUGUGCGAGAAAGGCCUGAUUGUGGGUCAGAACUGGCAAUCGGCACUGGGAGACCCUCAUAAAGGAGUGUAUUUGUGCAGGUAUUCAGACUUACUGCAGAUUCAUCCCUUCCACCACGGCGCCUCCGGCGAGAUCAUCAUCUUCAAAGUCAUGAAGGGCAAAGUGAAGAGCAUCUACGAGAACAUCAAGAACGUGCUGGACCCGACGCCGCGCUUCGACAGCCACCUCUCCAAGAACGUCAGCAAGAUCACGUCGGUCGCCUCGUUCCGAGCCUUCGAGCACACCCAGCAUUACUUUUACGAGUAUGCUUUCGACGAGCUGCGGAAGCGCCCCCGCCAAGUGUGCCCGUUUGCCGUGGUCUCCUUCCACUACAAAGGCAAAGAUUCGUCGCUUCCCAGCAUGCCUUUGGCGCCCGUCAGGUUGAACAGUUGGCCGGGAGAGACGGGUAAAGAGCAAGCGCACUACACAGUGUGGAGCGGCGACCUGGUGCACGGCAACAACAUCGUCUUCCCCUUGUCGCUGCGCUCCUCGUCGCUGCCCUUCCUCCCGCACAAACUGCCCGACAGGCUGGAGAUGGGACGUUUGAUGCGGCUGGAGACGGUGACCAAGCUGCUCCCGCCCGAGCUCUUUUCCCACAACCUCUACGGCUGCAGCAAGGAAGUUGCGACGCGGGGCCAUCACUGCAGCCUGCUGGAGGCGGUGGACAGAAGUCGCGCGACCGGCACCAUCAGCAGGUUGCUGCAGGAGUUGGAGAACAAGAACGUGGUUCUGGUGUGUGCACUGACUGAGCGAGGCUUCCUCUUCCUGCUGUCCAGUGCCCAGAUGGCCACACCCCCUGAGAGAGGGGAGAGUUGGAAGAGAUGCCUCCAGGCCUUGUUCGUCUUCCCCGAGAGCAGAGAUGUGGACAAAUCAACAUCCAGUUGUGCCUCUUCCCGUGGCAGUGUUGACGGGGUGGUGGUGAUGGAAGGACUGAAGCACUUUAUUCCGGCGCUCCAUCACGCCCUCCUCAAAAGCCACGCCAAUCCCGCCUCAGAGCUCUCUACCGGCGUGGAGCUCCAAGCGCAAGAGUACCUGGCCGGCCAGAAGGAGGGCAAGGUGCGACCGCACGACAUGGGCAAGUACGACGUGAAAGAGGACACGACGGCCACCCCCUGCCAGGUGCCCAAACGGCAUCAGGUCAACGUGGACGGCUCGCUGCGCUCGUACCUUCACAAUCCGGCUCGCCACCAGCUGUCUGUGUCACACGCCAGGAAGAUGGUGGAGCUGCACUGCGGACACUUGGAGCCUCAGGUGGUCCGACCACCCAGGAAGGCACAAGAGGCGCCCAGCAGUAGCAACACGCACAAGAUGCAGCAGCUGAUGGACUUGGUGAUGACCUGCAAGCGGAACGCCGAGAACGAGGUGAGGAGAGAGGAGGCGCGAGGAGGAGAAGCCAGGACGCCAUCAAGGAAAAGAAGAAUGGAGCAGAGGGCGGCCGAGCGGGCCCUCAAGUACUUGAAGGCCUCGCAGGAGCCGUCAGAAUGGGACAAGAGUCCGGUGGAAGGCGGUCGAUCCACGGCUCUCCCCGGCUCUCUGGCCUCGGCCAUUCAGUCGGUGGGUCUGGUGGGCGUGGCCGUGCACGAAGACGGAUCGGAGCUCGCCGGCAGACUUCACAAAGUGCUGACAGGCCUCAAGCAGGCGGCCAGAGGAGAGCCGCAAAGAAGCCACAGCUGCGGCGAGGCUGGCGAGGACGCCCACGCCGAGUCGUCCCCGUUCGAGCGGCUGGCCGCCAAAUUGGGGCUGCCCGCCAACCGGGACAUCGAUCUGAGGAAGCAGGACGAGCUGGAGGAGCAGACGGCGGGCAGCGUCAGCAGCCUGGAGGGAUUCAGUCCCAUCGGCGAGAGUUACCACCUCGACCCGCGAGUAGGAGGAGGCGGCGCGGGGAGGAGAGUGUACGACGACGGGGAUGGGGACAUACCCUGGAGGCUCAUCCGAAUCACAGGUCUGCGUUCCGAGAGGUACUCGCGUAGGGAGCGCGACCUGCCCCGGGACCCUCGCUUCCAUCACGUCUCCAUGGCGACCUUGCGAGACCACGACCCCGGCACCAGCCCCGCCUUGUCCCCCGGGGCCAGCCCCUCUUUCUGUCCCUCGCCCGAGUCCAGCCCCCCUCCCUCGCCCGCUCCGAGCCCCGCUGCCUCGCCUUCGAGGUGCCCGUCCCCUGAGCCCAAGCCCUCCCCCGAGCUCUGUCGUCUAGCGCCCCCGCCGGAUGCCUGGCGUCCUCCCUCUCCCGCGGGGUGCCCGCCCCCUCAAUCGUCACCCUCCCAGUGCAAGUCCCCGCCACUUAAUGAGCAAAGAAACCCUGCGGAGCGGCAGCAGCAGCUUGCUCCCCUCGCCUCCAGGGACUGCGCAGGAAUCGCCGUGCAUACAAAAAGUGACGCUGAAGACAGAAAAAGUCAGGACUCGUCCGUGCUCGCCGUGGCGAGCACCGCGCCGUCCAUCCUGGUUGAGGGCAGGGGAGAAAUUGUGGAGGUGAAGGAGGAGAAAGCGGUGGAGAUGGCGGCAAUGGAGAAGAAAGCGGUGGAGGUGAAGGCAAUGGAGGUGGUUGACCUAACGGUGUCUUCAGAGGACGACGACUGCACCGUCCUUACCGCCUCCUUGACGAGGCCCCAGCCGCCGCUCCAAGGCAUCGACUGCAUCCUGCACAAACACCUCAACCACUUCUCGUCUGACCUGCACCACCUCUUGCGGGAGGAGCACAUCCAGUGCAGCCUCCCCGGAGACCCCCCUUGCCGUCCUUGUGGCCCGCUGAGUUCCGGUCCCCCGGUGGUAGUGCCCUUUUCCCACUACGUGUCCCUGCACCACCCGUGUCCGCCGGUCGAGGGCUACGUGCGCUCGCUCCGGGAUGACAUGAGCAGCAUGUUGCCGGAUUACAGCAGCAGCCGGGCAGGCGACGAUCGCGAGGCGGCGCUCGCCAGCACGGUCAGCGCCUUUGUGUCCAGCAUCAGAGCUGGAAUGGGCGAGGACGGAUCAAAAAGUGACGAGACGACGAGGGAAAUCGAACCACGGAAGCAAAUGGCACCCGGCAAACAAUUUUCAGACCCACCGCCUGACGCCACACUUCAAACCGCACCAGUCAACAUGCACGCCGGUCGCCAACCGGCCGCCCCUCACUCCACGCAGUCCGAAGGUGUCUCCACAUCCUGCCCGCCGUCCAGCUCGGACCACCACUCCCUCCCUCCGUCCGUCGCCCUCAACUGCGUCAUCCAGCAGCUGAGGCCCGAAGUGCUCAGCAACCUGUGCGACAUCAUCAAGGACGUGCAGAGAAGCGCCAUGGUGCCGUUCUACGUGCACAGCGACCAACCGGCGGACCCCCUGCUCAGGGAUGUCAAGGAGUACCUCACACAGCAGGGUCACACGGAGCAGGAUCCCGUUUCCUUCUUGAAACAAGACCUCGCCGAUCGCGAACUUCUGGUCAUCAUCAAGAACAAAGACAUCGUGGAGCACAUUCAUGAGAUUCCUGGUUUGGUGUCGCUCAAGCAGCACCGGUCGGUGUGCUUCUUGGGCAUCGACGGCUUGGACGACCUCAAGACCAACACGUACGAACAGUUGUUUACGUGCGGCGGCUGCGUCCUGUCCGACAACCUCGUCUUCAAUCCCGACCUCGUCACUCCCGUUCAACUAGAGGCCCUGCUGUCACUCUUGGAACAGCGGAACUCUCCGGAAAGUGUUUGGAAGUGGAAGGUUCACAGCAAACCCCUCAAGAAGCUGAGAGAGCAGGCCAAGUUUCGGAGAGAUGCCGCUAGUCUGCUGGACGUCAUCGUCAAGUACCACCAGCAGCAGGUCAUCGAGGUCCUGGCACCGCAUCACUGCGACAACAGCGUCCAGCCAUCACCCGACUUGGACUGCCUGAUACAACAUCAGGCCCUCAACACCCGCUUCAGGCACACAAUUUUCCUCAGAGUGCAUUGCUUGGACUUCAUGCGCUACUCCAAGAGCGGCAUCAUCGCAGCUGGCGUGGACGAGAUGCUGCACAAUUUCGACGCACUCCUUGGUCGCUGCAACGAGGCGGACAAGCAGACCAUUGCGGAGGACAUGCAGACGCCCAAAGGUGCCGUCUUGUUUUCUGACGUUACCCAGAAUUCAACUCCGCCUUCAGGCGUCGCCAGCCAGCAAAGUGUCGACGACAACGACGGAAACGACGGCAGCGCAGAGCCGCGGGCCCGUCGCCCCGACGUGAGCCUCCCGGCCCCUGCCUCGGACUCGCUGCUUCCGGAAACUUCCCUCGAGGAAGGUGACCCACACGGCACUGACAAAGACUUUCACAUUCUGCACAUGGCCAUCUCGCAGCUGCGAGCGGAGAUGCACAGUAAGCAGGAUCCCGACACCCAAAGCGAAACCUCGCCGGCGGGGGCCGAGGCGCCGCCGGCCAACGAAAAGACAGAGCCGGACUCGACCGAUGACCGGAAAGAGGAGGCGGAGCUUCCAAGUUCAAUAGCGGCAGAUGACAGCGUCUCCUCCAGUUCCACUCCCUGUCCAGUAGGAGGCGAGCCAUCCAGACCCAAAGAGUGUGAUCAGCACCGGUCGCAGAAGCGAGCCACCGAGGAGCACCCUCACCAGAGCCCGUCCCAGGCCCCGUCAGCCUUCAGCCGGCAACAGUACCAGCGGCAGCAGCGCUGGAGGGGGGCCCACUACAACCACCACCAGUACCACAAUCACCAGCACACUCAACGUCACAAUUUUACCUCGGACCCGCACAGGAACCGACCGUGGGGGGGCUUUCCGGGAAAACAGGCGGGACGAGGCUUUUCGAGGGGGUAUGGCGGCGGGUACUGGGGUUGGCAGUGAAGGUGACCCCCGGAAACUGAAUUCCAUAGCCGCAGCACUUGUGACAAUUUGCUAAUCAGACAGGCGUGUUGACCUAUUCAGCCUGCAGGGGGCGCUGGAAUGAGACACUCAGGUUGCUCAAGUGGAUCUUAAAGCUGUUCUUUUAAGUGGAAAGGUCUGGGACGGGGGGAGGGUUCUCUGACCCCCACCCUGCAUUUUGAGAGAUCACUUUUUUCAUUCAUUGUUUCAAGAAAAAUUUGAACGUUGCUAACACAGAGGUGCACAUUUCUUCCCUAAAAACCCAAAACUUUCUAAUGUGGAAAGGUUGGACGGACCUUGUUAUACGGUAUAUCGUUUAAAAAAUACUUUCCCCGAAAGAGGUUUUGUUGAAAGUGAUUUUAACU